Messenger RNA from Mycena citricolor, 1252 nucleotides. The record is from the annotation of a GenBank genome assembly. Lineage: Eukaryota; Fungi; Basidiomycota; Agaricomycetes; Agaricales; Mycenaceae.
AUCCUCCGCAUCGAAAGCUCCGCAAAUGGGCAUCAAGCAUCCGCAGCAGGCCCCGAUACCAGUGGCGGAUCCAUCCGCUCCUGGCUCUCCCCGUGACCGUCAUGAUGCCAUCUUUCCGGUCAUCCGUGAGCGACAUCAGGUGACUGAAAUUUUGGCAGGCACCCUCCGCAUUCCUGAUGCUCUCAGCCUUUCAGUGCUUGCCUGCGGGUGUUGUCCCACCGUGGAGUUGAGCCUUCCGUAGCACAUAUGCGACCAUGCUCUCUGCUUCUCACUGAUUGCAGCUACUCCAAACUCCAAUGUGUGCAGAAAUCAAAUAAUUGCAGGGGGAUCCAUUCAGGGCUUGGGGCAUCCGCACUGAUAUUGGAUUGGUCGAAAGCAGGGUUCCAGUACAGGGCAGAUAGGGCCUUGCCACGUCCACGGCAGGCGCCAGGUGCGCGGGGCGGAUGCAUCUGCCGCAUGCGGCCCAGGGCCAGAUCGGGCUCAAUAUGGGCCAUACACACCCUCCAGCUGAAUUCCCGGCGAUGGAGAUCCUCUGCGCAUGACCGAUGGCCCCCCGACGUCCACGGUAGCCGCCAGGUGCGCUGGGCGGACGCAUCCGCCGCAUGCGGCCCAGGGCCAGAUCGGGCCCCGCCCUGCUCAAUAUGGGCUCCAUGGACCCUGCAGCUCAAUUCCCGGCAAUGGACGACCUCUGCGCAUGGCCGAUGGCCCCCCGACGUCCACGGUAGCCGCCAGGUGCGCUGGGCGGAUGCAUCUGCCGCAUGCGGUCCAGGGCCAGAUCGGGCCCCGCCCUGCUCAAUAUCGGUUCCAUAGACCCUCCAGCUCAAUUCCUGGCGACAGAGAUCCUCUGCGCAUGACCGAUGGCCCCCCGACGUACACGGUAGCCGCCAGGUGCGCUGGGCGGAUGCAUCUGCCGCAUGCGGUCCAGGGCCAGAUCGGGCCCCGCCCUGCUCAAUAUCGGUUCCAUAGACCCUCCAGCUCAAUUCCUGGCGACAGAGAUCCUCUGCGCAUGACCGAUGGCCCCUCGACAUCCACGGUAGCCGCCAGGUGCGCUGGGCGGAUGCAUCUGCCGCAUGCGGUCCAGGGCCAGAUCGGGCCGCGCCCCUGCUCAAUAUGGGCUCCAUGGACUCUCCAGCUCAAAUUCUGCUCCUUGCUUCAUCCGGUGCGGAAUUCAUCCUCAGUUUCCCCGAGUCCUCAUUCUACAUGCCGGAUCCACAUGAGUAGGAUAAAUUGCAAUCAGACAACGUUCUAUGUU